Molecule: messenger RNA, 675 nt
Organism: Anopheles cruzii
Lineage: Eukaryota; Metazoa; Arthropoda; Insecta; Diptera; Culicidae
Exons: 2
Coding region: 28-675 (215 amino acids)
Source: RefSeq, a predicted model, not a curated record
ACCCACCGGAACUGGCCCUGCGCGAGUAUGAAACGAGUCGCGGAGCUUACCGUGUCCAGCAUGAAAGUAACGAGAAACAAACUUCGCAACAAACGGAAGUUGAAGCGCAAAAAGAAUGCGAAACGGUUCUGCUGCGCUCCGCCACCGGAACUCCCGAAUGCAAAAGAUGACCGGAGUGUUGAAGAAUCGGGGGCCGCGAUUGAUCCUCCACCGGCAUCCGGUUGCGUGUCGGGGCAAAAACGCAGCUUCCAACGUUGUGCCACUCCGGCAGCACCUUCACACGUGCAACUGAAGAACGCCCAGAACGUGUGGAUCCGGGCAUACCAGAGGAUAGUGAAGUGGCACAGUAAGCACCAGAUGAACUACUGGAAGUUGUGCGCCCAGCAGUUAAGAGCGGAGAAUGCCCGCCUCAGGCGCCAGGCGGCCACCCGCCGUUACGAGGGAGCGGACGCAACGAGCGGUUCGGAGGAAGAGUAUCCCGACAAGGACGAUCCGUACGGCGAUACGGAAGACGAAAGUGCAGAUGAUUGGAACGCCAUCGAAGCAAAUGGACGGACGACGGACGGACGAUCGAUAGACGAACCCGAAUGGGACGAAGAGUUUCUCGCCUUCAUGGAGGUGUCGGCCCGGCACCGGCUCGAGCAUAGUCGACUGAAAAACGAAAGUGUUCACUAA